Molecule: messenger RNA, 2806 nt
Organism: Thamnophis elegans (Western terrestrial garter snake)
Lineage: Eukaryota; Metazoa; Chordata; Lepidosauria; Squamata; Natricidae
Gene: HEY2
Product: hes related family bHLH transcription factor with YRPW motif 2
Exons: 5
Coding region: 101-1108 (335 amino acids)
Biological process (GO): regulation of neurogenesis; anterior/posterior pattern specification; regulation of transcription by RNA polymerase II
Cellular component (GO): nucleus
Molecular function (GO): DNA-binding transcription factor activity, RNA polymerase II-specific; RNA polymerase II cis-regulatory region sequence-specific DNA binding; protein dimerization activity
Source: RefSeq, a predicted model, not a curated record
CCAGACACUGUCCAAAAAAAGGGGAAAAAGCCUAUUCACAACCUCAAGUUCUUGCUAUUUACCUCCUGAUUUGGAAGUUGGACUGUCUCCUUUGGCUACGAUGAAGCGACCUUGCGAGGACACUACCUCAGAUAGCGAUAUGGACGAGACUAUAGACGUAGGGAGCGAAAACAAUUAUUCCGGGCCUACUGCCAGUUCUGUGAUCCGGUCAAAUUCUCCAACCACAACAUCUCAGAUUAUGGCCAGAAAAAAAAGAAGAGGGAUUAUAGAGAAAAGGCGCCGUGAUCGUAUAAAUAACAGCUUAUCUGAACUGAGGCGACUUGUACCAACUGCUUUUGAAAAACAAGGAUCUGCCAAAUUAGAAAAAGCAGAAAUCCUGCAAAUGACAGUGGAUCAUUUGAAGAUGCUCCAGGCGACAGGCGGGAAAGGUUAUUUUGAUGCUCAUGCUCUGGCCAUGGAUUUCAUUAGCAUUGGGUUUCGAGAAUGUUUAACCGAAGUUGCAAGAUACCUGAGUUCUGUGGAAGGUCUGGACACGGCAGACCCUCUUCGAGUCCGACUAGUCUCCCAUCUCAGCUCGUGUGCUUCUCAGAGGGAAGCCGCUGCCAUGACCUCGUCCAUGGCACACCAUCACCAUCCUCUGCACCCUCAUCAUUGGGCAGCUGCUUUCCAUCAUCUCCCUACAGCUUUGUUGCAGCAGAAUGGAUUACAUCCCUCUGACGUCUCCCCCUGCAGACUCUCCACUGCCUCAGAGGUGCCUUCCCACGGCUCAGCUCUUCUCACCGCCACUUUUGCCCAUGCUGAUUCUACCCUCCGAGUGCCCUCGGCGGGCAGUGUCGCUCCUUGCGUCCCACCACUUUCUACCUCUCUGCUCUCGCUUUCUGCUACUGUGCAUGCUGCGGCAGCGGCAGCAGCUCAGAGUUUCCCUCUGUCUUUCGCUGGAGCAUUCCCAAUGCUUCCCCCGAGUGCAGCAGCGGCAGCAGCAGUGGCAGCUGCCACAGCCAUUAGCCCCCCUUUAUCUGUUUCGGCAACUGCUAACUCUCAGCAACCCGGUAGUAAUGGAAACACUAAACCCUACCGACCUUGGGGUACUGAAGUUGGAGCUUUCUAGAUUUUCCUGACUUCUGCAGUUAGAACAGAAAGCUCUUGCACAAAGCUUAGGUGAUGAACAGCUCAAGGAGUCGGACGGAUGCUGAAGGCACAGAAGAGAAAGAAUGAGCAAAUCUCCCAUAAGAAUCGUCAGAAUGGAGGUGUUUUCUACUUCGUUUGAAUCAGACCUCAUACUGGAUGACAGUGGUCUUCAAAUGAUACCCUGUGUCGCCAUUAAUGCUCUUGCUAUGCAUUUUUAUUUGCCAGGGAAGUGGUGGAUUAUUGCUCACAAAAUCUUCCUGAAAAACAAACUCUGUCCUAAAUGCUUAAGUGCCUGCCCUGUUCUGAAUAGGCAAUGUGUUUAUGUGUGUUUUUUUGAUUUUUUUUUUCCUCUAAGGCUAAACCACCAGGCAAGCAUGAAAAUGAUGCUGGAGAGGAAACAAUAGAAUUUGGAAUUGGAUAAUAAGAUCCAGAAUAGGGAUACAAUUUCCAAAUAAAUAUUUCUGCACACAGUAAGGUGGCAGUCCUUUAACAUCAGUGGGAUCCCACCAAACUAACUAUGCGGAGUUGAAUUUUAAGAAUAACAAGGUUGCUGAGAUUGUAUAUACUUAAUCUCAUCUAGUUUACCUUCAUUGUGCAGUUCUAUCAAAUGUCUUCAAUGUAAUCUUGAUAAAAGCACUAAAUGUUCAGCGUGGUUUAAGAAAUUACAAGCUUCCUGGCACUUUCUGUAAAACCAUUUGUGUCAAAUUAUACCUAAGUGUGCAUAACUUGACCACCAGUUAUAUACUGAUGCAUUUUGGAUAAAGUCACAGCUGAUAUGUCUGGUUCAUUUUUUGCAAGCUGGGAAACAGCUUCCUUUAGAUUAGAGUCCCUUUUUUUCAUCGCAGAAAGAGGUAUGAUUAAAUAGCUACAAUACUUUACCCUUCGGCCAUUUUCUUUUCUUCCAUUCAGUCAUAUAUGAUUGAAAACUGGCUUUCAUUAGAGCUCAAUUUGGCUCUCUUUGGCCAUACCGUACCUGAAAAAUUAGGGCAAUUGUAUUCCAGGAGAUCUGGAAGGAACUAGACUGCUAAAGGCUGAGUUGUAGUAGCAACAACUGGAACUUUGGGGUUAGUUUCGGUUGCUGCCAUUUGGUUUCCUUUUUUUCUUUCCUUUUUUUUUGUACGGGUUCAGUUCCCAACCCAGAAAAUGUAAGUUAUAUUUUUUUUAACUACCCAUACAAGCAGUACUAUAAAAAGGUUUUGCUUUGUUGUUAUUAUUAUUACAGCAACAUGAAAUAAUACAAGUAUUUUUAUUCAUUGACUCAAGAGCUAGAGUUAAUGAUGGGGAGGGCAAGUUAAAUGAAAGCACAGCAUGUAUUAUGCACUUCAUUUCUCUGCUGUGUGGAGAAAGCAAUAAACAGAAUGUUAAACAUUAUACAAAUGUACUUUUAAAAUAUUUGUUUUAAAAAUACUGUUCCUAGUUGGAGGAGGGGCAAAUUGUUCAUUAUUUUGGUAACCCUUUUUUCUAUGCAAAAGUUUUUAUGUAUCACUUAUUAAAUGAGGUCUUUUUUUGACUGAGUUCCAGAUAUUGUCUUGAUGUGAUCAGUGAAAGGGAAGAAAUUGAAUGUGUUAAAAGUUAAUGCAAGUCCAGAUGGUAGUAGCUUCCUGGAGAAGUUGCAUUGUGUUACACAACUAAAAGUGCACACAGUCUCACUUAAGAUUCUAUUAAAUUUAGUUUCUUA